Messenger RNA from Zerene cesonia (dogface butterfly), 1067 nucleotides. RefSeq names its product Bardet-Biedl syndrome 5 protein homolog (gene BBS5). The transcript is spliced from 7 exons. Gene Ontology annotation, cellular component: ciliary basal body; BBSome. Bases 1 to 1041 code for a protein of 346 amino acids. Gene Ontology annotation, biological process: intracellular transport; cilium assembly. NCBI's taxonomy places the organism in Eukaryota, Metazoa, Arthropoda, Insecta, Lepidoptera, Pieridae. The record is from RefSeq and is a predicted model, not a curated record. Gene Ontology annotation, molecular function: phosphatidylinositol-3-phosphate binding.
AUGUCCAAAAAUAAAAAAGGUAUAGUGUGGGAAGACCGCGAAGUGCUAUUCGAUUUGCCAUUUGAAUACUUGAAACUGCGCUCCGGCGAAAAGAUUUUCGAUAGAAUCGAACCGAUAGAAGAUACGAAAGGUAACUGCGGGGUCAAAGGUCGAAUGAUAGUAACAAACCUAAGGGUGAUAUGGCAUUCCUUAUCAUCACCUAGGAUUAAUCUAUCUAUCGGUUUAAACUGUUUCAUAUCCACAAGUACAAAAACCGUUACCUCCGGCCUUCGCGGCAGCACCCAGGCGCUGCACGUGCAAGCUGGGUUCAAGAAGAAUAGAUACGAAUUUGUCUUUACAAAUUUGUCUCCUAACUGCGUACGCCAUUACACCACUGUGAUUGCCGUUCAUAAAGCUUAUGCGGGAUCAAGGCUUUAUCGUGACUUAAAACUUCGAAGCGCAAUAAUUCAUAACAAACAGUUACGCAUUCUAUCCCUAGAAAAGAUAUGCCUUAGUGAGUCUGGAAUUUGGAAUUUAUCAAGUGAAUCAGGCAAUUUGGGUACGAUGGUGGUAAGCAAUAUCAGGAUUGUGUGGUACGCGGAUAUAAAUGAAGCUUUUAAUGUCUCCAUGCCGUACAUAACAAUCGAAAGUAUUACAAUUCGAGACUCAAAAUUCGGCGACGCCCUAGUGAUCCAUGUACGCCCUACAUCCGGGGGCUAUGUGCUAGGCUUUAAGGCUGAUCCUAAGGGGAGACUUCCCGCACUUCUGGCUGAGCUGCAGGCAUUGCAUCAAGCGUAUACAGAAAGACCAGUCUUUGGCGUUGAAAUGAAUUGGAAUCAUGAGGAGCCACGACCCUUGAAUGAAGAUAUUGAAGAAUUGGAAGAAAUAGGGGAACCGCGGGGAGAAAUGGGACCUACUCUUUAUUUAGCUUCACACUUAGCUCAAAACAAUGAAGAGUCAAGUAAUCAACCAGUAUAUAGUCCUUAUUUGGGACUGGCAAUCGAACCCUUGAAAGAAGGAAUUACUUUGAAAAGCUUAUUCGAAGUUCAAACGGCAAAUUGAAUAUUUAAAUGAUUAUGUUUAUGAGA